ACUCUACAAAUUUCUUUGGUACUUCUGUGUGAUUCUCUAUCAAACGUAAGCGGCGCGCAAAGAAUCAUUUUUCUUCAUAACCUCGUAAGAACUACACGUUUUUUCCAUUUUUAUUGAUAAAAACCUUAUAAAACAAACUUCCUAAAAUGUGAACCAAAACACCACGCUUAUUUCCCAUUUAAAAAAAAUCAUUGAUUUUUUUGUGUACCGCAAAAAUACCGGGACGCCAUAAUGCCAUGUGGAUGACGCCAUAACAAGUAUCAUCUGGCAUUUUCCUGAUUAUCCAAUUUUAUAUCCUUGAAUAAUCGUCAUCACAACUAGAGGAUAAAAUGUUCCUCUAUAAUUUAACAUUACAACGUGCCACCGCGAUAACCCAUGCGAUACACGGCAAUUUUUCCGGGACGAAAACCCAAGAGAUCAUAAUUUCAAGGGGUAAAAGCAUAGAAUUGCUUCGUCCCGAUGUAAAUACAGGAAAAGUACACACUUUAUUAACAGUUGAAAUUUUCGGUAUAAUCCGAUCGUUAAUUGCGUUCAGAUUAACGGGAGGUACCAAAGAUUACAUUGUCGUUGGUUCCGAUUCCGGGCGUAUUGUUAUCUUGGAAUACAUCCCAUUAAAAAAUUGUUUUGAAAAGAUUCAUCAAGAAACGUUUGGUAAAUCAGGAUGCAGACGAAUCGUUCCCGGUCAAUAUUUAGCGAUCGAUCCGAAAGGACGUGCUGUUAUGAUCGGGGCCAUAGAAAAACAAAAAUUGGUUUAUAUCUUAAAUCGAGAUGCAGAGGCUCGAUUAACAAUUUCAUCUCCGUUAGAAGCCCAUAAAAGUAACACUUUGGUUUAUCACAUGGUUGGGAUUGAUGUAGGUUACGAAAAUCCGAUGUUUGCAUGUUUAGAAAUCGAUUAUGAAGAAGCCGAUUCUGAUCCAACAGGCGAAGCGGCACAAAAAACUCAACAAACAUUAACGUUUUACGAAUUAGAUUUGGGUCUUAAUCACGUUGUGAGAAAAUAUUCUGAGCCGCUAGAAGAACAUGCGAAUUUCUUAGUUUCUGUCCCCGGUGGAAACGAUGGCCCUUCCGGGGUACUUAUUUGUUCUGAAAAUUAUUUAACCUACAAAAAUUUGGGGGAUCAACCCGAUAUUCGAUGUCCCAUCCCAAGAAGAAGAAACGAUCUUGAUGACCCCGAAAGGGGGAUGAUUUUUGUUUGCUCAGCUACGCAUAAAACAAAAUCGAUGUUUUUCUUUCUUGCUCAAACGGAACAAGGGGAUAUUUUUAAAAUUACUUUGGAAGUUGAUGAUGAUAUGGUUACAGAAAUUAAAUUGAAAUAUUUCGAUACCGUUCCUGUUGCUACAUCAAUGUGUGUUAUGAAAACUGGAUUUUUAUUUGUCGCUUGUGAAUUUGGUAACCAUUACCUUUAUCAAAUUGCCCAUUUGGGAGAUGAUGAUGACGAAUUAGAAUUCAGCUCAGCAAUGCCUCUUGAAGAAGGUGACACAUUCUUCUUUGCACCCCGCCCAUUAAGAAAUUUGGUCUUGGUAGAUGAAUUGGAAUCGCUUUCCCCGAUUUUAUCAUGUAGAGUAGCUGAUUUAGCUGGAGAAGAUACUCCUCAAUUAUAUAUGUUAUGUGGUAGAGGCCCAAGAUCUUCGUUACGCGUUCUUCGGCAUGGCUUAGAAGUUUCUGAAAUGGCCGUUUCCGAACUUCCUGGAAAUCCCAAUGCUGUGUGGACCGUGAAAAGAAGAAGUGAUGACAAAUAUGAUGCCUACAUCAUUGUGUCUUUUGUCAAUGCUACCUUGGUUUUAUCGAUUGGAGAAACUGUUGAAGAAGUCACUGAUAGUGGGUUUUUGGGAACAACCCCAACACUCUCUUGUUCGUCUUUAGCAGAUCAUGCUUUAGUUCAGGUGUAUCCAGAUGGUAUAAGACAUAUUUGCGCCAAUAAACACGUUAAUGAAUGGAAAGCUCCUGGUAAAAAGACUAUUGUGAAAUGCGCAGUUAAUCAGCGUCAAGUUGUCAUUGCCUUAAGUGGUGGGGAGUUGGUUUAUUUUGAGAUGGACCCAACUGGACAACUUCAAGAAUACAAAGAACGCAAACGAAUGAACACCGACGUAGUUUGUAUGGCAUUGGCGAAUGUAGCUCCUGGAGAAUUACGUUCAUGGUUUUUAGCGGUUGGUUUAGCUGAUAACACCGUAAAAAUAAUUUCGUUAGAUCCAAGUGAUUGUUUAUCACAAAGAUCAAUGCAAGCUUUACCAGUUUGUCCAGAAUCUCUUUGUAUAGUACAAAUGGGUUGUACAGAAAACGAUCCGAAAGAUGCAGCUGCUGCAAGUACAGCAAGUUCUUUAUACUUAAACAUUGGGCUUCAAAAUGGGGCUUUAUUACGAACCGUUCUCGAUCCUGUAACGGGAAAUUUAACAGAUACGCGUACAAGAUAUUUGGGUUCAAGACCGGUUAAAUUGUUUCGAAUAAGAAUGCAAAAAUCUGAAGCUGUUUUGGCGAUGAGUUCGCGAUCUUGGUUGAGUUAUUAUUAUCAAAGUCGAUUUUAUUUAACUCCGUUAUCUUAUGAAAGUUUGGAGUACGCGUCUGGAUUUAGUUCUGAACAAUGUCCUGAAGGAAUUGUGGCGAUAUCAACAAACACUUUAAGAAUUUUGGCUUUAGAAAAACUUGGAGCUGUUUUCAAUCAGAUUUCGUUUCCGUUGGAAUAUACCCCAAGGAAAUUUGUUAUCCAUCCAGAAACUUCUACCUUAAUUAUGUUGGAAACUGAACAUAACGCAUACACUGAAGAAACUAAAAAACAAAGGCGAUUGCAGAUGGCCGAAGAAAUGAAAGAAGCUGCUGGAGAAGAGGAACAAGAGUUAGCCAAAGAAAUGGCUGAAGCGUUUUUGAAUGAAGAUUUACCUGAGAAUGUUUUUUCAGCGCCUAAAGCUGGGCAUGGAAUGUGGGCGUCUGUGUUAAGGAUUAUGGAUCCUGUACAAGGAACUUUAUACAAAAUGUUAAGAUUAGAACAAAACGAAGCCGCAAUGUGUUUAACCCUAAUUAAAUUCCACGGUCAACCAGAACAUCAAUGGUUUUUAGUUGUGGGAGUCGCAAGAGAUUUUCAAUUAAAUCCGAGACAAUGCAACAGUGGUUUUUUGAACACUUACAAAGUGGAUAUGAAUUGCAGAGAAUUAGAUUUGGUCCAUAAAACGCCUCUUGAUGAAGUUCCAUACGCUUUGUGUUCGUAUAAUGGGCGAUUAUUAGCUGGGGUUGGGAAAAUAUUGAGAAUGUAUGAUCUGGGGAAAAUGAAGUUAUUACGAAAAUGUGAAAAUAAGCACAUCCCCAAUUUAAUAAUCGAUAUCCAAGCGAUGGGAAAACGCAUUUACGUUUCCGACGUCCAAGAAUCAAUCUACAUGAUUCGCUACAAACGUGCUGAAAAUCAACUGAUUAUUUUUGCUGAUGAUACUCACCCAAGAUGGAUUACAUGCACCUCCGUUUUAGAUUAUGACACAGUCGCGUGCGCUGAUAAAUUUGGAAACAUAUCAAUAGUGAGAUUACCUCCAAAUAGUAGUGAUGAUGUGGAUGAAGACCCCACAGGAAAUAAAGCACUUUGGGAUCGUGGAUUACUAAAUGGGGCGUCACAAAAAGCCGAUAAUGUUGCUACUUUUCAUGUUGGAGAGACGGUGACGUGGUUACAAAAAGCUACCUUGAUUCCUGGAGGGUGGGAAUCAUUGAUUUAUACAACCGUUUCUGGUACGGUUGGUGUUUUGGUGCCGUUUACUUCACAUGAGGAUCACGAUUUUUUCCAACAUUUGGAAAUGCAUAUGAGGAGUGAAAAUCCACCGCUUUGCGGGCGGGAUCAUUUAUCAUUUAGAAGUUAUUAUUUCCCUGUUAAGAACGUUAUUGAUGGAGACCUCUGCGAACAGUACAACUCAUUAGAUCCUAAUAAACAAAAAAGUAUUGCUCAAGAUCUUGAAAGGACCCCAGCGGAAGUUUCAAAGAAACUUGAAGACAUCAGAACGAGAUAUGCAUUCUAAUUUUUUAAAACUAAGUCU
This is a messenger RNA of Onthophagus taurus, 4007 nucleotides long. RefSeq names its product Splicing factor 3b subunit 3 (gene Sf3b3). Lineage: Eukaryota; Metazoa; Arthropoda; Insecta; Coleoptera; Scarabaeidae. The record is from RefSeq and is a predicted model, not a curated record. Gene Ontology annotation, molecular function: protein binding; nucleic acid binding. Gene Ontology annotation, cellular component: nucleus.